AUGCGAAGAUCAAUGCCAACUUCCAACAUGAUAAUGCAGAAUACUCGUAGCGACAGGGAAUUGCACAACUUAUUUACAGGACAGGGACUUUCGGUUACUCCUUCGAAAAGGACCUCCUGUCAGGGUACUCGGGGAAGCUAUGAAACCAAGUGCCCCAACUUCAACGACAGACUGUUGGGUUCUCUCUGGCGGGCCGCAGAUGUGAGUUGGGUGGCUAAAGAUUCUAUGGGCAGUGCAGGAGGUAUUUUAGUUGCCUGGAAGAAUUCAGCAUGGCAGGUUCUCAACAGCUGGACGGGUAAAUUCUUUGUUUCGGUUAUCCUUCAGCACAUUUCCUCUAGAUUCACUUGUUGCUUUUCCUCUAUUUAUGGGCCGAGUCAGGACAGGGACAGAAAAGCUUUCUGGGAAGAACUUUCCCUUUCCAGGCAGAAAUUCGUAGGUGCGUGCUGUAUAGCCGGGGACUUCGACAUUGUCAGGAAUAGUCAGGAAAAAUCUCACAGCAGAUCGAAUACCCCAACCAUGAAGCAGUUUUCUGAUUGGAUCAAAGAAGAGGAACUCGUCGACCUCCCCAUUCUUGGUGCUAGAUUCACUUGGUCCAAUGGGAGAGAGUCCCCUACAAUGUGCAGGUUGGACAGAACUACAUCCGAUCACCAUCCAAUAUCCCUGGAAGUGGUGGAGCAGAACUGGGGGCCAAAACCUUUUCGAUUCGAGCUCUUGUGGCUUUCUAUCAAGGGGUUUGCCACCAAGAUUGUUGAUUGGUGGAAAGGCUUCAAGGUCCAAGGCAAUGCGGACUUUAUAUUGUCGGUCAAAUUGAAGAUGUUGAAGAAAGAGCUAAAAGAGUGGCACAAGAGUGAUAUGCAAAAUAGAGACCUCGACUAUUCUAAGCUUCUAUCUGACUUGUCUGCCUUAGACGCUCACAUGGAAAUAGGGGGCUCCUCUCCUGAUUUGCAAGCCACAAGGAUAAAUCUGAUUCAGGAAAUCGCCAACAGAAUUCUUCAAAAAGAAAUCUCCUAG
Magnolia sinica is the source of this 1011-nucleotide messenger RNA. RefSeq lists its product as uncharacterized. NCBI's taxonomy places the organism in Eukaryota, Viridiplantae, Streptophyta, Magnoliopsida, Magnoliales, Magnoliaceae. The record is from RefSeq and is a predicted model, not a curated record. The transcript is spliced from 3 exons. Bases 1 to 1011 code for a protein of 336 amino acids.